GGCGGAAGUCAAUUUACCAAAACUCAAAACACCAUCAAAUUUCACUCUCACCAGUCUUGCCUUGGCAUUUCUCCAUCUCACAAUCAUCCACCUGACUAGAAGAGUCCUUCAGAACACCCAAAAAGCUCAAUAUACCCAGAGUAAAUUUAUUUAAAAUAGCACAUAGUAAGGAAUUAAUUUUCUACUUCAAGUUACUCAUUUGCUUCAUCCUGACCACAAAAAAAAACGAAGUGACUCUAAAAAGUGUGUGCAUCUGUGAAAUGUGAACUAGAGCUUUUUUUCCGGAUUAUGGUGGAAGUGACUGUAGUGAAUUGAGGAGAAAUGGGAACAGGAGAUCGAUUGUUAGAUAUUCCUUGCAAAGUCUGUGGUGACCGGAGUAGUGGUAAGCACUACGGUAUAUACAGUUGCGAUGGUUGUUCAGGCUUCUUUAAGAGGAGCAUCCACAGAAAUCGAAUUUACACGUGCAAAGCCACAGGAGAGAUGAAGGGACGUUGUCCAGUCGACAAGACACAUCGAAAUCAAUGUCGGGCCUGCCGUCUAGCUAAAUGCUUUCAAUCAUCGAUGAACAAGGAUGCGGUUCAACAUGAGCGUGGUCCCAGGAAGCCGAAAUUGCAGCCAGCAUCGCAGCACCAUCAUAUCCAGCAGCACAUUCCGAUGUCGCUCAUGGCAAAUGUGUCAGCGUCAUUCAAUUACUCGUCACAUCUGACAAACUCCCAGCCGAGUUUUGCCCAAGCCACUGUUAUGCACCCCACGACAAAGCCACCCCCGCCCUUCCCUCCCAUUACCCAUCACACAAUCCAUCAUGCUCUGCUGCAGCCAACACCAAAGUUGGAUACAGCCAAAAUGUGCCCCACGUACGGUGACCUGGCCAGCCAUGGGCGUGCCAGCGAUUUCUUCAGCCACAUCAAUCACCUCUCACCUUCACCCACGCAUACGAUCAAGAGUUCACCCAGCAUUGAUCCCUCGUCGUCUGAGGGCCUGGGAAGUCCACAGCCGGCCGCAGAGACUGCUACCGUGGCGAAUCGACUCGCGUCAUCAGCCCAGAAUGGCCUCCUCGACAUCCUCAUGAGCUCUGACAAAUGCCAGGAGUUCAUCCAGUAUCAAGUACAUAACACCAUCAUGUUUCCUCCGCCGCCUCCACCCCUCUCAGCAGGCAGCACUAGCUCUUGCGGGGGUACCAUGGAUAUCCGACUGCCAUCGUGGGAGAUCCUCCAGGAGACCACGGCUCGCCUUCUCUUCAUGGCAGUACGGUGGGUGAGGUGUCUUGUGCCCUUCCAGACACUCUCGAAGGGUGAUCAGCAGCUUCUUCUUCAGGAAUCGUGGAAGGAGCUUUUUCUGCUCAAUCUCGCACAAUGGGGUGUACCCUUUGACUUGGGUGCCCUACUGGAGAGUCCUCAUGUACGAGAUCGUCUCCCUCAGGAUGCUACAACACUCACUGAAAUGAAGACAAUGCAGGAGAUUCUCUGUCGUUUCCGGCAAAUUUCACCAGAUCCCAGUGAAGUGGGAUGUAUGAAGGCAGUUAUUCUUUUCUCACCAGGAUGCCAAUUUCCUGGCUUGAAAAUCAUUGCAGAAACACCCCGUCUCUAUGACAUUCAGCCCGUUGAGAUGCUUCAGGAUCAGGCUCAGUGUAUCCUAUCGGAUCAUGUUCGCCUGCGAUAUCCUAGGCAACCAACGCGCUUUGGGCGACUUUUACUGCUUUUGCCCUCCCUGAGGGCCAUUAGGGCCUCUACCAUUGAGUCACUAUUCUUCAAGGACACCAUCGGAGCUGUUCCCAUUGCCAGACUCCUCACAGACAUGUAUCAGAUGGAAAAGUAUGCAGAUAUCGAAAAGUAAGUGAAAUAUUUCUUCUCUCAACACUUUUAUCCUUUGUUCUGGAAAUUCUUAUUUGAAAAAAAAAGAACGUGGAGGAAAAAGAGGAAGAGAUCCCUUUUUUGUGAAACAGUUGUAGUUUUAAUCAAAAUGAAAAUCAAAUAAAUUCACUGUCCAAGAGAAUAGAAUAAAAAUAACAGUACGCUGUUAAA
This is a messenger RNA of Phlebotomus papatasi, 2021 nucleotides long. It is a transcript of the gene dsf, whose product is annotated as protein dissatisfaction. Bases 322 to 1833 code for a protein of 503 amino acids. The transcript is spliced from 6 exons. Gene Ontology annotation, biological process: anatomical structure development; regulation of transcription by RNA polymerase II; cell differentiation. Gene Ontology annotation, molecular function: nuclear receptor activity; RNA polymerase II cis-regulatory region sequence-specific DNA binding; zinc ion binding. NCBI's taxonomy places the organism in Eukaryota, Metazoa, Arthropoda, Insecta, Diptera, Psychodidae. The record is from RefSeq and is a predicted model, not a curated record.